Molecule: messenger RNA, 1160 nt
Organism: Drosophila gunungcola (fruit fly)
Lineage: Eukaryota; Metazoa; Arthropoda; Insecta; Diptera; Drosophilidae
Product: rho GTPase-activating protein gacU
Exons: 6
Coding region: 354-1160 (268 amino acids)
Source: RefSeq, a predicted model, not a curated record
GAAAGGUUGCUAACGACAAGGAGCCGGCGUCCGAGACAAACAUUUUUCCAAGUGCGCUAAGCAUUAAAUCAACAAAAUUAAGAAUACGGAAAAAGAUUGUCGUUCUCUGGCCAGUUAUUACAAAAAUAAGUGAGCAGUGAAAAGUUGUAAAGAAUCUCCAAUCUAUAAACGGAAAAAGUGCGAUAUAGAACCAUAUUAAAAUAUAUAAAGUGUUGGAAAAUGUGAAAAAAUCAGAAACCGAAUAGAACAACGUGCAAGUUUUGAGUUUAAAAUCGUAUUAAAUGUUCUCCACACUGGCUCUGCUGUACUGAACCCGGCCUGCAUUGCUCUCAUCUAUGCGCAACUAAUUUGCAAUGAUGAGCUAUCAGAAAGGUCUCAAGGAUCCAAACCUGGACAGGCAUACCAGUAAAGCCAAAUCCCGGCAUUUCACGGUCAACGGUCUUCUGAGUGCCAAUAACACGCUUCAGCAGCAGCAGAACCAAUACAACCUGCAGCCAUCGAAUGACAGUCGCAACAUCUACAAUAAUCCCUAUAUUCCUCCGCCUCAGCAGCAGCAACAGCAGCAGCAGCAGCAACAGCAGCAACAGCAGCAACAGAUGCAGCAGACGCAGCAGCGCACCGCCCACCUGUUCAAGGCGUUGGCUGCCUCCGCUGCAGGCACCAAUAGUCUGACUCAUCCCUACGACUUCUCCAACUCAUCAUCCUCCUCCAACGCGAACAAUGACAACCAGGGAUCAUCCUCUUCGGAAGCGGAAAACGCCUUCCUAACUCAUAACAACGGUAAACGGACCGGAGAGCGGACCACGUUCGAGCAAGAGGUAAAUGAGAGUUUGUUUAGCAACAAAUUAAGCUUGGAAAAGGUGUGCGGUGCCGAGAUUUAUGUGGGUGCAGUCAGCGACGAGGCGAAGGGGCCCGAAAUGAGUGCGGAUCAGUGGAAAUUCGUCGUGAUUAUCCAAGUCGAAUUGAAUUACCACAGCACUGAGUACAGUGUAUCUAUUCCUGCUGUCUCCGGCUUAAAGCCAGCCCGAAAUGAGAAGCUACUCCUUCGCUUCUGGGGCCCCCGAGCAGCAGCAUCACUGGCCAUUGUUGGCUUCGUUCCUCGGGAGGGCCAUAAAAUGUGGCAAAGUGCAAUUGCCUGGCAGGCCAGGGAUGAGCCGUAG